Elephantulus edwardii (Cape elephant shrew) is the source of this 4149-nucleotide messenger RNA. It is a transcript of the gene MET, whose product is annotated as met proto-oncogene. Gene Ontology annotation, molecular function: transmembrane receptor protein tyrosine kinase activity; ATP binding; protein binding. Lineage: Eukaryota; Metazoa; Chordata; Mammalia; Macroscelidea; Macroscelididae. Gene Ontology annotation, cellular component: signaling receptor complex; membrane. Gene Ontology annotation, biological process: cell migration; protein phosphorylation; positive regulation of kinase activity. The coding region runs from base 1 to 4149 and encodes 1382 amino acids. The transcript has 20 exons. The record is from RefSeq and is a predicted model, not a curated record.
AUGUGGGUCCCCGCCCUGCUGGCACCCAGCAUCCUUACCCUGCUCCUCACCUUGGUGCAGGAGAGCAGUGAGGAGUGCAGAGAGGCGCUGGUCAAGUCCGAGAUGAACAUGAACAUGAAGUACCAGCUGCCCAACUUCACCGCAGACACGCCCAUCCACAACGUGGUCUUGCACGAGCAUUACAUUUUCCUGGGGGCUGUUAACAGCAUUUAUGUUCUCAACGACAAAGACCUCCAGAAGGUAGCCGAGUACAGGACCGGGCCAGUGCUGGAGCACCCAGAUUGUCUGCCAUGUCAGGACUGCAGCGGCAAAGCCAACGAAUCCGGGAGCCUUUGGAAGGACAACGUCAACAUGGCCCUGCUUGUUGAUACCUACUACGAUGACCAGCUUAUCAGCUGCGGCAGUGUCAACAGGGGGACCUGCCAUCGGCAUGUGAUGCCACCCGGCAACCCUGCGGACAUACGUUCAGAGGUUCACUGUAUGUUCUUCCAGGAGGCAGAUGAAGAGCCUGGCCAGUGUCCCGACUGCGUGGUGAGCGCCUUGGGUACCAGAGUCCUCCUUACCCAAAAGAACAGGUUCAUCAACUUCUUUGUAGGCAACACCAUCAAUUCAUCUUACCUCCCGGAUCGCUCGCUGCAUUCGAUCUCGGUGAGGAGGCUGAAGGAGACACUGGAUGGCUUCAAGUUCCUGACAGAUCAGUCCUAUAUUGACGUUCUCCCUGAGCUCCGGGACUCGUACCCCAUCAAGUAUAUCCAUGCCUUUGAAAGCAACGACUUCAUCUACUUCCUGACGGUCCAGCGGGAAACUCUGGAUUCUCAGACCUUCCACACAAGAAUCAUCCGGUUCUGUUCUGUAGAUUCUGGGUUACACUCCUACAUGGAAAUGCCUCUGGAAUGUAUCCUCACUGAAAAGAGGAGGAAGAGAUCCACGAGGAAAGAGGUGUUUAACAUCCUUCAGGCCGCCUAUGUCAGUAAGCCUGGGGCACAUCUUGCCAAGCAGAUAGGGGCUAGCCCCAACGAUGACAUUCUCUACGGGGUGUUCGCACAGAGCAGGCCAGACUCCGCCGAGCCGAUGAACCGGUCUGCUGUCUGCGCGUUUCCUAUCAAGUUCGUCAACGAAUUCUUCAACAAGAUUGUCAACAAAAACAAUGUGCGGUGUCUCCAGCAUUUUUACGGACCCAACCACGAGCACUGCUUUAACAGGACGCUUUUGAGAAAUUCCUCAGGCUGUGAAGUGCAUAGCGAUGAGUACCGGACGGAGUUUACCACAGCUUUGCAGCGAGUUGACUUAUUUAUGGGCCAAUUCAACCACGUGCUCUUAACAUCCAUCUCCACCUUCAUUAAGGGAGACCUCACGAUCGCGAACCUUGGGACGUCAGAGGGUCGCUUCAUGCAGGUUGUCAUUUCUCGGUCUGAUUUGUCAACCCCUCAUGUGAACUUCCGUCUGGAUUCCCACGCUGUGUCCCCAGAGGUUGUGGUGGCAUUUCCUCUAAACCAAAACAACUACACGCUGGUUGUCACGGGGAAGAAGAUAACCAAGAUCCCACUGGAGGGCCUGGGCUGCGAGCACUUCCAGUCCUGCAGCCAGUGUCUCUCCGCCCCUCCCUUCGUGCAGUGUGGCUGGUGCCAUGACAAGUGCGUCCGGGUGGAGGAAUGCCCUGGCGGGAUGUGGACUCGGGAGAUCUGCCUGCCCACAAUUUAUGAGGUCUCCCCAACCAGUGCCCCCCUUGAGGGAGGCACACCACUCACAAUAUGUGGCUGGGACUUCGGAUUCAGGAAGAAUAACAAAUUUGAUUUAAAGAAAACGAGAGUUCUCAUUGGAAAUGAGAGUUGCACCCUGACUUUGAGUGAAAGCACAACAAAUAAGUUGAAAUGUACAGUUGGUCCUGUGGUGAACAGGCAUUCCAACCUGCCCAUUGUCGUUUCGAAUGGCCGAGGGACAGCCCAGUACAGUACGUUUUCCUAUGUGGAUCCUGUAAUUACAAGUAUUUCUCCAAGUUUUGGUCCAAAGGCUGGUGGCACUUUGCUUACUUUGACUGGAAAGUACCUAGACAGUGGGAAUUCAAGACACAUUUCAAUUGGUGGAAAAACAUGCACUUUAAAAAGUGUGUCAGAUAGUGUUCUAGAAUGUUAUACCCCAGCCCAAAGCACUUCAGCUGACUUUCCGGUUAAACUGAAAAUUGACUUAGCCAACCGUGAGGCCUAUAGCUUCGCCUACCAGGAAGAUCCCAUUGUCUUUGAAAUCCAUCCAACCAAAUCUUUUGUUAGUGGUGGAAGUACAAUAAGUGCUAUCGGAAAAAACCUGAAUUCAGUUAGUGUCCCAAGGAUGGUAAUAAACGUGCAGGAAACAGGAAGCAAUUUUACUGUGGCAUGCCAACACCGCUCUCAUUCAGAGAUAAUCUGCUGCACCACUCCCUCCCUCCAGCAGCUGAAGCCACAGCUCCCCUUGAAAACCAGAGCUUUCUUCAUGUUUGAUGGAAUCCAUUCCAGUUACUUUGAUCUCAUUUAUGUACAUAAUCCUGUGUUUAAGCCUUUUGAAAAGCCAGUGAUGAUCUCGAUGGGCAAUGAAAAUGUACUGGAAAUUAAGGGAAAUGAUAUUGACCCUGAAGCAGUUAAAGGUGAAGUGUUAAAAGUUGGAAAUAAGAGCUGUGAGAAUAUACACUCAUAUCCUGAAGUCGUUUUAUGUACAGUCCCCAGUGACUUGCUGAAGUUGAACAGCGAGCUAAAUAUAGAGUGGAAGCAAGCCGUUUCUUCAACAGUCCUUGGGAAAGUAAUCGUUCAACCAGAUCAGGAUUUCACAGGAUUGAUUGUUGGUGUUGUCUCAAUAUCGAUAAUGCUCAUAUUAUUAUUUGGGCUUUUCUUGUUGCUGAAAAAGAGAAGGCAAAUUAAAGAUCUGGGUGGUGAAUUAGUUCGUUAUGAUGCAAGAGUACACACUCCUCAUUUGGAUAGGCUUGUAAGCGCCCGAAGUGUAAGCCCAACUACAGAAAUGGUUUCAAAUGAAUCCGUAGACUACCGAGCUACUUUGCCAGAAGAUCAGUUCCCUAACUCAUCUCAGAACGGGUCGUGCCGACAAGUGCAGUAUCCGCUGACGGACCUGUCCCCCAUUCUAACCAGCGGGGACUCUGAUAUUUCCAGCCCAUUACUGCAAAAUACUGUCCACAUUGACCUCAGUGCCCUCAAUCCAGAGCUGGUCCAAGCAGUCCAGCACGUUGUGAUUGGGCCGAGCAGCCUGAUUGUGCAUUUCAAUGAAGUCAUAGGAAGAGGGCAUUUUGGAUGUGUUUAUCAUGGGACUUUGUUGGACAGUGAUGACAAGAAAAUUCACUGCGCUGUGAAGUCCUUGAAUAGAAUCACAGACAUAGAAGAAGUGUCCCAGUUUCUCACUGAGGGGAUCAUCAUGAAGGAUUUCAGCCAUCCCAAUGUUCUCUCGCUCCUGGGAAUCUGCCUUCGGAGUGAGGGGUCUCCUCUUGUGGUCCUCCCGUACAUGAAACAUGGAGAUCUUCGAAAUUUCAUUAGAAAUGAGACUCAUAACCCGACUGUGAAGGAUCUUAUUGGCUUUGGCCUUCAAGUAGCCAAGGGCAUGAAGUAUCUUGCAAGCAAAAAGUUUGUCCACAGAGACUUGGCAGCGAGAAACUGUAUGCUGGAUGAAAAGUUCACUGUCAAGGUUGCUGAUUUUGGUCUGGCCCGGGAUAUGUAUGACAAAGAAUACUAUAGUGUCCACAACAAAACCGGUGCCAAGCUGCCAGUGAAGUGGAUGGCUUUGGAGAGUCUGCAGACUCAGAAGUUCACCACCAAGUCAGAUGUGUGGUCCUUCGGUGUGCUGCUCUGGGAACUGAUGACAAGAGGUGCUCCCCCUUAUCCUGAUGUAAACACCUUUGAUAUAACCGUGUACUUACUGCAAGGAAGAAGGCUCUUACAACCAGAAUACUGCCCGGACCCCUUAUAUGAAGUGAUGUUGAAAUGCUGGCACCCGAAAGCUGAAAUGCGUCCAUCCUUUUCUGAACUGGUCUCCCGGAUCUCCACGAUAUUCUCGACUUUCAUCGGGGAGCACUAUGUCCAUGUGAACGCCACUUAUGUGAAUGUCAAGUGCAUAGCUCCAUAUCCUUCUCUCUUGUCAUCCCAAGACAAUGGGGAUGGUGAUGUGGACACCUGA